AAACACUGCGGGAGGGUUGGAGGUGGGGGAGACAACUGAAAGGGAGGGGAAGAAAACGGACCCAGUUCAAGUUCCUAGGGGAGAAGGCGGCGCAAGACGGGAGGAAGAAAUCCCCGGAGCUGGUGAAGGAGCUGUGGGCCCGAGCAAAUCCGUGUGACACUCUCAGGGAUGUCUUCUUUAAGUGGAAAAGUACAAACUGUUUUGGGCCUUGUAGAGCCAAGCAAACUGGGGCGCACGCUGACCCACGAGCAUUUGACAAUGACCUUUGACAGUUUUUACUGCCCACCUCCUCCAUGCCAUGAAGCUACCUCCAAGGGACCUUUUGUGAUGGAAAAUUUGUUUUGGAUUCACCAGAAUCCUUAUUCUCAUCGAGAAAACCUUCAGCUGAACCAGGAGGUGGAAGCCAUAAAGGAAGAACUGUUGUAUUUCAAGGCUAAGGGCGGAGGAGCUGUGGUGGAGAACACAACCACAGGGCUCAGCAGGGAUGUGCACACACUGAAGUGGCUGGCAGAGCAGACUGGAGUCCAUAUCAUAGCUGGAGCUGGGUUUUAUGUUGAUGCAACUCACUCUACAGCGACCAGGGCCAUGUCAGUGGAGCAGCUUACAGGGGUCCUUAUUAGUGAAAUUCUCCAUGGAGCGGAUGGAACCAGCAUCAAGUGUGGCGUUAUUGGAGAAAUUGGCUGCUCCUGGCCUUUGACUGACAGUGAGAGGAAGGUACUUCAGGCUACAGCUCAUGCCCAGGCCCAGCUUGGCUGUCCUGUCAUCAUCCAUCCUGGACGGAACCCAGGUGCACCAUUUCAGAUCAUCCGUAUAUUGCAAGAAGCAGGCGCAGACAUCUCCAAAACAGUCAUGUCCCACCUCGACAGGUCUAUAUUUAAUAAGAAGGAGCUGCUGGAGUUUGCUCAACUUGGCUGCUACUUGGAAUAUGAUCUCUUUGGUACGGAGCUCCUUAAUUACCAGUUCAGCCCAGAUAUUGAUAUGCCCGAUGAUAACAAAAGAAUCAGAAGGGUCCGUUUCCUGGUGGAUGAGGGCUAUGAAGAUCGGAUUCUCAUGGCACACGACAUACACACAAAGCACCGAUUGAUGAAGUAUGGAGGUCACGGCUAUUCCCAUAUACUCACCAAUAUUGUUCCGAAGAUGCUCGACCGAGGGAUAACGAAGACGGUACUUGAUAAGAUACUCAUAGAAAACCCCAAGCAGUGGCUGGCUUUCAAAUAGGAUAGCUGUUCAUGAACCCAGACCCAGAGGGUAAAAUUUGCAGAGAAUCUUUGGCGAUUUCAAAUCUGCUGGAGACAUUAACACAAGCUACACAUGACCAAUGACUGACCACUUCCCUCCUAUGAGAAACUGGGUAAUUAUCACAGGAAAAUCUCUGGUGGCGGCUCCUAGGUUCAAAUGGAUCCUAUUGUCUUUCCUUAAUAAAAUAAAAUAUAGAAUAAUGUGUUUCCAAACAAUAAUUUAAAGCUAUAUCCCCCUAAGAGUCAUUUUGGGUGUAUUCCCCCGACCCCAACCCCCUGACUCUAUGAUCUCCACUACUUGAGAAAAACUAAAGUGUUUCUUGCUAAGUUGCCCCCUUCUGGGGCAAUCUAAUGUUUCUUGUAAUAUUGAUGAUCCUACUAAUUAUCCUGCUGUUCUUUAAUUAAUGUUCAAUGAAUAAUAUGGCAUUUGAAAAUCACUUUUGGAACAAGGGAAGUUAAAUUUUGAGACUUUUUUCCCCAAAGGAGACUGCAAUAAGAUUCCUAGUUCACAGCAACACAAAUAUUUUCGAAGUUUAACUGUCUAUCUAUGUAAACUUACAAUAAAUGAGUUUUGCUGACUUUGGCUUUCUGGUCUCCAUUUUUGCUGUUGUGUUGUGGUUUUGCAAAGUCUGUCUAAGGACAUGUAACAAUAGUGAGUUAUAAAAAUGCAAUCAUGAAAGUAAAAAUAUAUUACAUAAUAUAGUUUAAUGAAUCAUUACAGUUAUAAUAACAAAGGCCACAAUUUAAUUAAUUCAUGUUGUAAUGCAAAGAAAAAGCGAAAUGGUUGCCUUAUAUAUAUAUAUAGUCCCUUUAUUUCAUUUACCUCUUAUUUCUUUUUUCCUCAGGCCUAGACAGAGAAAAUAAUGCUUAUUUGUCUAAAGAAAAGGUCAGGUCUAUUGGAAAUGACAGUCUGUUUGUAAACACUACUCUUUAGAAGAGAUCCAGCCAUGACAUUCUGUGCUAAUAAAGCAUUUCCAAAAUGUAGUUAAAACGCUUAAUUGAUGUGCAGUGUUGUUUAUGAGUUAAUCCUUUGAAUCCUCGCUAUGUGAUUUGGUACCUAAAACAAAUCCCUAAUCCCUUGCUUCCAAUCCAUCUUUGAUAAAUAUAUGCUGUUAAGCAGAAAUUAAAACUGUGGCAAUUCAUCUGUGGGCUACCUUACAUAUUAGAAGGGCCAAAUUGAAGUAGUCACUGUUCUCGAUGCAUGAUCUAAGUGUUUCUGUCAUAUAAAUCAUGACAGUUACUCAGACCAAGGCAUUUAGACACAACCAACACCACCUUUUUAUGGGAACACCAUGCAUAACUCUUGGAAAGUCGGAGCUUGCUAAUCUAAACCCAUUUCAGUUGAUCAACGCUGAUCAAGCUCUGUAUAUUAGAACAAAAAGUACCAAAGGAAAAUGAGCCAAAAGAACAACCCGAUUCCUUUAGAGAGAAAAAAAUGCAAAUGUCCUUCCCCAGGAAAACAAGCAGAUUUCUACAUCUCUGGUUUUGAAAUCUGCUUGUCAAAGAGUGUUCAAAGGCAACUGAAAGGGGAACAGAUUUUCCAUUGUAAGAGAAGUUGUGCGCUAGUAGGGACGUA
This is a messenger RNA of Acomys russatus (golden spiny mouse), 2814 nucleotides long. It is a transcript of the gene Pter, whose product is annotated as phosphotriesterase related. The coding region runs from base 169 to 1218 and encodes 349 amino acids. Gene Ontology annotation, molecular function: zinc ion binding; hydrolase activity, acting on ester bonds. The transcript is spliced from 5 exons. NCBI's taxonomy places the organism in Eukaryota, Metazoa, Chordata, Mammalia, Rodentia, Muridae. Gene Ontology annotation, biological process: catabolic process. The record is from RefSeq and is a predicted model, not a curated record.